AUGGAUCCUUAUCAAAGCUCUGCAAAUAGGAGCAUGACUGUAAUGAAGAAUAAGAAAGUGGUCAUGAUUGGUGAAAGGAGAGGCAGUCUAUACUAUUUGAUUGUUAUUGUUCAGAAAAUUGCACAGGAGGAAGUUCACAUUGUAAAAUCAGAAACUGUGAAUUUAUGGCAUAAAAGGCUAGGGCAUCCUGCAGAGGGGAGUAUAAAGGAGCUGAUAAAGAAAGGGAUAAUUCAGGGAGCUUAUGAUAAGAACAACACUCCAUGUGAUGAAUGUAUUCUAGGAAAAUUCAAGAAGCUGCCUUAUCCAGCAGCUGAGGAGGUGGAGUAUUCAGAGCCAGCUACAUAUAGAGAUGAUAUGAACAGCAAGGAAUCAGAAAGUUGGAUGAAAGCCAUGAUAGAAUAA
Molecule: messenger RNA, 402 nt
Organism: Salvia hispanica
Lineage: Eukaryota; Viridiplantae; Streptophyta; Magnoliopsida; Lamiales; Lamiaceae
Source: RefSeq, a predicted model, not a curated record